Molecule: messenger RNA, 1608 nt
Organism: Necator americanus (New World hookworm)
Lineage: Eukaryota; Metazoa; Nematoda; Chromadorea; Rhabditida; Ancylostomatidae
Exons: 4
Coding region: 1-1608 (535 amino acids)
Source: RefSeq, a predicted model, not a curated record
AUGCCACAUUCCGGAGUUUGGAAGCCAGAAAAGGCAAAACCAUUGAGGAUAGUAUUUGAUGCUUCCUCUAAGAGAGUCGGACAGUUUUCGCUGAAUGAUGUGAUCUACACAGGAGAAUCUUUCGUGAACAAAAUUCAUGAUGUUCUAGUUGCAAGUAGAACCAGUGGAAUUAUUCUUUUAUGCGAUAUUGAAGCGGCUUUCACGCAAAUCAGACUAGUGGAAGAUCAUAAAGAUUUGUGUCGGUUUUUAUGGCUGAAAGACAUGAAUAAGCCUCCAAAUCGAGACAACAUAGCAGAAUACAGAUUCAAUCGUUUGCCCUUCGGUAACACCUCGGCACCAAGUAUUCUUAACAUGGCCAUUCUGGCAUAUUUAAAUCACAAGAAUACUCCGCUCUCACUGGAGAUUGCAAAAAAUAUUUAUGUGGACAAUAUUCUCUUAUGCGCCACCGCCAAAGAGGAAGCACUAGAAAAAUAUACUGUUUCAAAGAAUAUUUUCCGUGAAAUCGGCAUGAAUUUGCGAGAAUAUAUUUCAAACUCAGCUGAAGUUAACAGAGCUAUCCCAAAAGAGGAUAGAGCGCCCACAGACAACAUAAAACUCCUUGGCGUCAAAUAUGACACCAAAUCCGACGAAUUUGUGAUGAAAGUUACAAUUCCACAAGGAGAAAAACUAACCAAACGCGAUAUUGUAAGCCAGAUAAACUCGAUCUAUGAUCCCGUAGGACUCGCAAGCCCACUGAUUAUCAAACUGAAGUCUCUAAUGAGAGAAAUUUACGAUACAGGGAUAGAAUGGAAACAAUACGUUCCGCAAGCGCUGUGUAUUAAAUGGAAUUCUGUAAUACAAGAGAUAAAAAAUGCAUGUAUAAGGAUGUACCAAGAUAUUGUCAGCCUUUCUCCUGAAGAGGCUUACAAGUGUCUUAGAGAAGGUAAUUCCGGACCGAAGCCUUCAGCCGAGUUUCUGGCAAAGAAGAAAGCGUUGAGAAAAGCGUGGCUCACUUCUCAGCCUGAGACUACGACGGCAACAGCUACACCGACUGACCACUCCUCCAUAUUUAUCUUCGCUGUACUCGGAAUUUUUGCUUUGUCCACGAUCAUCGCGCUACUGCAGACGUUGGAACUCGAGGCAGAACGGCAAGCCUCAUCAGUGAUCAUGAUUAGCUGUGAUCAGUUUUACGAAGAAAUAGAGGACAAUCAACAUGUGAAUGUUGAAACCACAAACGAGUCAGUGGAAUCAUUCCGUUUAAUAAUAGAUCUAGCUCGUUUCUCUCGCUACAAAACAGCUCUUCGAACAUUCCCAGUUAUUGGAAAAUUGCUGAGUAAAUGGGUGAAACGAUGCAAUUACACCAGGUCAACAUCGAUUACGCUAAACGUACUCUCCCUCUACACAAAUGAAGAUGUCAUUGCUGCGGAGGAUAUGGAGAUCUCUGAGAAACUCAUCUUAGCAACUAUUCACGAAAACAUCAACAAAUGCAUAAAUUGCAGAAACGAUUCCCAAAUCAGAAGAUUGUCAGAGACGAAAAAGGCAUCAUUCGAUACAAGUCACGCACUCAGAACGCCAAUUUGCCAUAUGAUGCAAAAAUGCCAAUUUUCAUUCCGAAUUACUCGAAACUAG